CGCUAUUAUAUUCAGGUUAACAUACCAAAACAGCGCCGCACUUUUUGCAAGGCCAAGAAAUGUCGAAGACACACUCUACAUAAAGUCACGCAGUACAAGACAGGAAAAGCCAGUCUGUACGCUCAGGGUAAGCGUUAUAGCUUAAUGAAUAAUAGGAGGAUAGUCCAUUGUCUGAACUAAUUAUAUGUUUGGUGAUUCCAUGUUUGUCGAAAGGUUUUUAACUUGAGUAAACUCGUAUAUAUUGCCAGCUUGAAAGGAGUGCAUGAGUAUUGUCUUGUUAUUUUCUAUUUUCGUUCAGGAAAACGCCGCUACGAUCGUAAGCAGUCAGGUUAUGGAGGCCAAACAAAACCUAUUUUCCACAAAAAGGUAAACAACUGAAGUGAUCACAUUGUUUACAAUAAUCUCAGUUUGCAAAUGUUAACUUGAUUCUAUCUGAUCUUGUUGGAAUUGGAAGUCAGUCACCAGAGGGGAAUAAUUUUUGUCGAUAGUCAAGGACACGUUCGACUGUAGUUUCACUGUAAAUUUGUGUCAUUGUCGAUUGUGAAUUUUUUUUUUGACACUGGUUGUGUUGAAAAAAAGAACAGUGAAUUAACAGAUCAUGCAAGUGACCUUUUGAUGCAGUUUCUUUUGAUGGUGCAGUCAUUGCAAGGUCAAUCAUACUUGCAUGAACCGGAAUAAUUAUCCUGACACAUAUAUGUACCACAGUUCCUGUUAGGGACUUUAAGAUCAGACAACACAAUCAGCAAUGAAAACAUAGACAAAACAACCACUUUGCACUUGCAGCACACCUUUUUGUACAUUUCGUGGAAGUUUUUGGCUGACUACAACAUGAUUUUGCUGACUUUUAUGACCAUUAUGACUACUAUGGAGGACAUAAGCAAGCAACAACAAAAUUUUAUUCUCUUUCUGAACUUGGAUACGGUUCUUAGGAAUUCAACUCCAGGAGGGUUUGCCUACACUUGACAAAGUACAUGUAACUGGGAAGGAAUAUUCGAGAUGAAGACUAAAAGAAUGUAAUUUCACUUGAUGUUUUCCCUACAAGGAUCUUAAGGGCCUUGUUGUCUGUGUUGAGAUAUGUGUGCAUGAGGCUGUGUAGUGCAAUAUUCCCCUUGUAUGGCAAGACCAGUUGAACACAAAAAUGCGGUUUAACAUGAGUCCUUUACAAAUUUAGGCCAAAACUACCAAGAAAAUUGUGCUGCGCAUGGAAUGUACAGAGUGCAAAUACAGGAAACAGAUAGCCCUGAAAAGAUGCAAGCAUUUUGAACUGGGUGGAGACAAAAAGAGAAAGGUAAGAACAAUAUGCUAC
This is a messenger RNA of Porites lobata, 1306 nucleotides long. NCBI's taxonomy places the organism in Eukaryota, Metazoa, Cnidaria, Anthozoa, Scleractinia, Poritidae. The record is from the annotation of a GenBank genome assembly.